Neocloeon triangulifer is the source of this 462-nucleotide messenger RNA. It is a transcript of the gene RpL37A, whose product is annotated as large ribosomal subunit protein eL43. Lineage: Eukaryota; Metazoa; Arthropoda; Insecta; Ephemeroptera; Baetidae. Gene Ontology annotation, cellular component: ribosome. Bases 157 to 435 code for a protein of 92 amino acids. The transcript is spliced from 3 exons. The record is from RefSeq and is a predicted model, not a curated record. Gene Ontology annotation, biological process: translation. Gene Ontology annotation, molecular function: structural constituent of ribosome.
UAAUAUAAAAUUUUUAAAGCCUUAACUAUUUAUAAAAUAUCUCUAUUAGGUAUAAUACAAGGAUUGAAAAGGCACGAUUCGGCUAACUUGACUAGAGAGUCAUUUGUUUUUCUCGCUCACUUCCGGUAAACAGCAGCCGUCGAUACUCACGUGAAAAUGGCAAAGAGAACGAAGAAGGUUGGAAUCUGCGGAAAGUAUGGCACCCGUUAUGGUGCCUCACUCCGUAAAACGGUUAAGAAGAUGGAGAUCACCCAGCACUCCAAAUACACUUGCUCGUUCUGCGGAAAGGACUCGAUGAAAAGGAGCUGUGUUGGCAUCUGGUCUUGCAGGAGGUGCAAAAGGACAGUCGCUGGAGGCGCCUGGGUUUAUAGCACCACUGCUGCUGUUUCUGUCCGCUCCGCAGUGAGGAGAUUGCGUGAAGUUAAGGAACAAUAAAUAUAAAAUUAAUAUUAAAUUUAAAAA